AUGACGGACGCGAGAUGCGCUGGCAAGAAAUUUGCCCUACGAAAGAAUCGGGUUUGGAAAGGGGGCUUUCUCGAACGACAGAAUUGGUGGACACACGUCCGACACACCCUUCGCGCACAAGCGCACGCAGCAUACACAGCCAAGCGUCCGUACCUACACGGCCCGGUUCCGAGAGCAUGGCCUGAUGCCAGCGACAUGCGACGAGCACCUCCGAGUUUCCUCAUAGCGAGCGAGCUUGGGAGAUGCGGGGCUAUGACUGGCCAGCGACGUGGGCCCACAUUUCACCUCCAACUCAGCACAACGCACGCUGCAAAGCCUCCGGCACAACACACAUUCUCUCUCACACGGGUGAGCCAAAGGACCAGGCCACCACUCACAGCACUUUUUUUAUUUUAUUUUUUAUUCGACACCACAUGCAUAGCGACGGACUGGGAUCAUGAGCAUUUGAGGCGCAUGCAUAUUUAUCAUUUUUUCUGUCAACUUUCUUCCCAUCCUUCUCGAUUCUACUCCGCUCUUCCGGUUAUUUCCUUCGACACUGGACUCGGCCAAAGACCCGAAGACAAACCGCUUCGAGGACCCGAAACCCGUAGGUUCGUCGAUAUCCACUCGGAGGACAAAUCCACACCUCACGCGCGGGAAGAAUUCGGAGGACGCAACCUGUGGGGACUCUUCAUCGGAUCCGGUUCCAGCAAGAAGUUCCCCCCACGCCAACAGCCCAUCUCCUGGCGGGACAUUGACUCGACCGUCGCAUGUGAAAUGCAGGCCAAGUUGUGA
This is a messenger RNA of Colletotrichum costaricense, 774 nucleotides long. RefSeq lists its product as uncharacterized. Lineage: Eukaryota; Fungi; Ascomycota; Sordariomycetes; Glomerellales; Glomerellaceae. The coding region runs from base 1 to 774 and encodes 257 amino acids. The transcript has a single exon. The record is from RefSeq and is a predicted model, not a curated record.